AUAAAUCAGAUCCAGAUGAAAACCAUAAACCCAAGUCUCUUUAUACUCAUCAUGCACAUGAUAAAGACAUCAACACAAUAGCCAUUUCACCAAAUGAGAAAAUAUUUGCAACAGGGUCACAAGAUAAAACCAUAAAGAUAUGGUCAACAAAAGAUGGUAAUUUGGUUGGUAAAUGUUUAGGACAUAAACGUGGUGUCUGGUCUAUUGAUUUCUCCAGGAUGGAUCAGACCUUAUUAUCAAGCUCUGGUGACAAAACCAUAAAAAUUUGGAAUUUGAAUGAUUUCACUUGUUUGAAAACUUUUGAAGGCCAUCAGAACACAGUAUUGAGAUCCGUGUUCAUCACAUCAGGUUCACAAGUUGUUUCAUGUGGAUCAGAUGGAUUGAUAAAAAUUUGGUUGAAUAAGACAACCGAGUGUAUUAAUACACUUGAUAAUCACACUGAAAAAAUUUGGGCAUUGACUGUUAAUAAAAAUGAAAAUUUGAUAAUUUCAGGUGGUGCUGAUAAGCAAGAUUUAGCAAACUAUUUACAAAAAAAAGAUUACAAAAAUGCCAUAUUGCUUGCAAUUAGUUUGGAUCAACCUCAUAGAUUAUUAAAUUUAUUCAAGCAAAUUAUGAAUAAUCGACCUGAAGGUGAUAGCAGUAUAACAGGAUUAAAAACAAUAGAUG
This is a messenger RNA of Entrophospora candida, 666 nucleotides long. The record is from the annotation of a GenBank genome assembly. NCBI's taxonomy places the organism in Eukaryota, Fungi, Glomeromycota, Glomeromycetes, Entrophosporales, Entrophosporaceae.